Xenopus tropicalis (tropical clawed frog) is the source of this 2794-nucleotide messenger RNA. It is a transcript of the gene sgpp1, whose product is annotated as sphingosine-1-phosphate phosphatase 1. The record is from RefSeq and is marked provisional. Lineage: Eukaryota; Metazoa; Chordata; Amphibia; Anura; Pipidae. Gene Ontology annotation, molecular function: sphingosine-1-phosphate phosphatase activity. Gene Ontology annotation, cellular component: endoplasmic reticulum membrane.
AGGCGCUGUGAUUGAGCCGCUGCGGUGUCAGGGGUACGAAGGUUGGUACGAGGCUGCAUGGCGCCUGCGGGGAUUGGCUCCCUGUCAGUGUAAGGACAAGUCCGCUGUUAGAGGCGACAUGGGCUCCGGGUGGCGGCGGGUGUGUGACUCUUUGCAAGACCCAUGGAAGGUGGCUCGUUUCCAGCAGCUGUGCGGGGUGGAAUCGUACUUCCCCAGCGGCGAGGCGCAACCUAACGGGACUUUCCCCGGGGAGCCUGAGGACGCCGGGCCCAGGCACCGUAAGGACUGCCAAGCCAAUGGCACCGCGCACCCAGCGCUCCCGCAGGACAAGAAGAAGCCCCAGCGCCGCAAUUCCCUCACCGGCGAAGUGGGCCAGGAAUUCCUCAUCCGGAACCGGUUCUUGUAUUAUCUCUUCUGCCUGGGCACGGAGCUGGGCAAUGAGCUCUUCUACAUCUCAUUCUUCCCUCUCUGCAUAUGGAACAUAGACCCGGUGGUGGGCCGCAAGGUGAUCGUCAUCUGGGUGUGGGUCAUGUACCUGGGCCAGUGCACCAAAGACCUCAUCCGGUGGCCACGGCCCCCUUCCCCGCCCGUGGUGAAGCUAGAGGUUUUCUAUAACACGGAGUACGGUAUGCCCUCUACUCACGCCAUGUCUGGCACUGCCAUCCCCAUCUCCAUCCUCCUGCUCACAUACGGCAGAUGGCAGUAUCCAUUUACAUUUGGGCUGAUCCUUGCCUUAAUAUGGUGUUCCUUGGUGUGCCUUAGUCGUGUUUAUAUGGGAAUGCAUUCUAUACUGGAUGUCAUUGCUGGCUUUUUGUAUGCAAUUCUCAUUUUAAUUGUCUUCCAUCCAGCUCUGGAGAUUAUUGAUAAUUUCAAUUUAACGUACAAAUAUGCCCCUUUAAUUAUAAUAAGCCUUCACCUAGCAAUGGGAAUCUUCUCUUUUACCCUGGACACCUGGAGCACUUCCAGAGGAGAUACCGCUCAGAUUCUGGGUAGUGGCGCUGGAGUUGCAUGUGGAUCACAUUUUAAUUACAUGCUGGGCUUAAUGGUAGAUCCAACCCCCAAAGAACUGCCUUUCAUUCCUCCAUCUAUCACUGUGACACUGAUAGGAAAAGCCAUGCUCAAAUUUUUGAUUGGAGUGGUGGUUCUCUUACUACUUAGGGCAGCUAUGAAGAAAAUCUCCAUUCCUCUGGCUUGCAAGGUGUUUGGCAUUCCAUGUGAUGAUAUUCGGAAGGCGAGGCAAAGAAUGGAGGUUGAACUGCCCUAUCGCUAUAUAACAUAUGGAUUUGUUGGCUUUGGGGCCAUGGUUAUUGUCCCUUAUUUGUUAACCUGCAUUGGUCUCCAUUGACUUGAAUAAAUGUUUUUGGGCAGAAGACUUUUAACAGAUAACUCAAAAAAUGGAAGUGCUUGUGGCAAGCAAUUCUCUUUCUUCCUUUAUACAGACUUAUUUUAUUUCCUAGGAAUACUACUUUAUGCAAAGGCUUCUUUAGACCCUUUUGGUUGUUAAAUGUUUCACAGAGCAGGUAUAUUUCCAGACCAAAUUUUCAGUUUCAUUACUGUCAUGCGUCCAUUACAUGCCUUGUGUAAAAAAGCUAAAACAUUGCUGAGAAAUCUAAUACGGAUGUUUUUUCGGUACAAUGUAUAUAACAUUGCUUAACUGUGCCUUUUUUUUAGUUUAAACAAAAAAAAAUUAAUGCCAUGCAAACUGUGAUGUAAAGAUAUAUUCCAGAGAAUAAUUUUGAAUAUGGGCAUUGUGCGUAUUUCUGAGGACUUGUGAUUUUGUAAUUUAACUUCUGUGUGAUGAAAUUUAAUGUAAGAAAUGUGCCUAUCAGUGUCUGCCAACAUGCUGCACUUUUCAAAAUGUUAUUUCCCUUUAACUUCUAUGUUGUUGCAGCCUUGCAUCGGGUACAAAGGAACUGGCUUUGCUCUUUUGUUUUAAGCUCUCUGUUCUAUAACAGAAAAGAGGAGCUACAGAUGCCAGGUGUGCACACAAAUGUACAAAGUGUAUAAUUGUAGGGGCCUUUUGGCAAAACUUCUUUAUAAACCAAAAACGUUAGAAGCAAUAUAAAAAAAACUAGAGCCGUGGCUACCUUAACCCUGGAAUUUGUGAAGUCCUGCAUGUAAUAGUGUAUACUACCUGUAUAAAAUAAUAAUCCUAGAAAAUUGCACAGCUGUAAAUUGUGGACAACAAGAUUGUAGUCACUGUUGUGCAUUUCUUAAAAUAGAUAUAAUACACACAAAACUUAAAGGGGAACAAUCAUGAAAAUGUGCUGUCUGAAAAUCUUAUAUAGAAUAAGGCAUUUUCCUAAAUAUGUUGCUUUAUUUAUUUAUUUUUUUUGCACCAUGCAGAGCAAGCCAGGUUCAAGCCAGGUUUAAGCCAGAUUCAGAGCUCUGCACAGUGUAAAGAGGCAUGGAUAGCUAUAGAUGUGUGAUGCUGGUCUAUGAUGUCAGGAACAAGGAAGGACCAAGUAAAAGUUAGAAGAGCAAUGAUUGGUCCUUUAAAGUGGUUCCUCUAAUGCAGUCAUCCCCAACCAGUGCCUCAUGAGCAACAUGUUACUCCCAGUGACCUCAAAGCAGGUACUUAUUUUUAAAUUUCUAGCUUGGAGGCAAGUUUUGGUUGCGUAGAAACCCAGUGUACUGCAAAACAGAGUCUUGUAUAGGCUGCCAUAUAUAUUGCCAUGACAUAAGGGCUACCAAAUAGCCAAUCAUAGCACGUAUUUGGCACCCCCAGGAAUGUUUUCCAUGCUUGUGUUGCUACCCAACUCCCAACUCUUUUUACACUCAUAAAAAAAAAAAA